Molecule: messenger RNA, 731 nt
Organism: Pogona vitticeps (central bearded dragon)
Lineage: Eukaryota; Metazoa; Chordata; Lepidosauria; Squamata; Agamidae
Source: RefSeq, a predicted model, not a curated record
GACCAGGAGACAAAAUCCCUGUUACAACCAUUGCCGUCGUCAUUCCUACAGAAGAAAAUCUCAUCCUAUUGUGUGGUUGAGUGGGGUCAAGCGGAAGAUGGGAUUCUUCACCAGUUCUGCUCUUUGCCUUCUCGGAAUCAUCUUCUCUAACCCUUUUCUGGGAGCUGAGGCUGCGUCCUGCGCCAGGGACUGGAUGCAAAACCAGGGCAACUGCUAUGCUUAUUUCGAUGAGCCAAUGACAUGGCAAGAGGCUGAGAUUGAGUGCCAGAGCUACGGGCGAGGAGCCCACCUUGCCUCUAUCCUUACAGAGGCAGAGACCGUCCUGGUGGCUGAACACAUCUCCACUUACCAGAAAAAACCAUUAAAUGUCUGGAUUGGGCUCCGUGAUGUCCGUCAGAACGGGAGAUGGAGAUGGGCUGAUGAGUCGGUCUACAACUACAAGGCCUGGAUGAAGGGUCAGCCAGACAACCGUUAUAAAGAUGAGUUCUGCGUGGAGCUGACAUGUUCUACACGUUUUAAACAGUGGAACGAUGAUAAGUGCAAUAGACGGAACACCUACAUCUGCAAGUAUGAACUGUGAAGAAGCUUUUUGCACCUGGGGAUGCCUGCUGGGAGACUGGAGCGGCGGACAUCCCUCCUUCUAAGAAAAUGAUCUCCUCCUCGAUCCUGAAAACUGCAAAACCCAUUUUCAUCCAUCCUCUUCAAAAUCUCAUUUCUGUGGCUUUUCUGCU